Messenger RNA from Clunio marinus, 1032 nucleotides. The record is from the annotation of a GenBank genome assembly. NCBI's taxonomy places the organism in Eukaryota, Metazoa, Arthropoda, Insecta, Diptera, Chironomidae.
AUGGAAGAUAAAAUUAUGCAAAUGUUGCAGUCGUUGUCGUAUCAGUUGGAAAAACAAGAUGAAGCGCUUUCUUUGCUCGAAGCAGAGCAAAACAUCUUGGCAUCCAAAGCUAUCAAGCAAGUUGAGAGUUCGCAGGUUUCAGUGUUGGAUCGCGUCAAGGAUAUUUCAUCAUCUUCCGCUCUUGCCUCUGAUAUUUUGUCGUCCGUAAAAUCUUCCAUUCCCCAGUCGAAUAAAUUAUGUAAGUCGCUUCCAUCAGUCGUGUCGCAGUCGCAGUUAUGGUCGCAGUCGAGGUUAAAGUCGCAGUCGAAGUCGUAUUCAAGGUCGUCGUUGUCGUGUUUUAAAUGUAAGGGUUCGCACACGAUGAGAUAUUGUGAAGAGUUUAGAGCUCUUCAGCCGCAAGAACGAAUGAAGUUUGUAAACCAACGUCGGAUUUGUUCUUGUUGUCUGUCGUCGAAAUGUCAUCCAUGGCAGAAGUGUCCAACCAUUCGAACUUGCAACUUGAAUGGUUGCGACGAAAAACACCAUCGGAUGUUACAUAGGAGAUACAGUGGAAGUUCUGUUUCGGAUUCGAGAGUGGCGUCGAAUUCCGAAGCAGAACAACAUCUUCGUGGUCUGCCGAUCCCCAGUCUCGAGAAUGCGGUUCCAAAAGUUCUCAUUGGAAUUCGUCAUUCUAAGUACCUGGUUCCAGUUCAGAGUUUUGUCGGUCAGCAAGAUGAUCCAGUCGCUUGUCGUACGCAUUUUGGUUGGACUGUUUUCGGAGUUUCCAACCCGAGUUUUGGAAAAUCUUCGACUCCAGAUGUGCACUUGUCAAUCAACAAAGUCGUAAAGUCUGAAGUUGCAGCACCUGAAGUACGAAGUUCGGAAGUCAGCAUCGAAAGAAAUGUCGCUAAGUAUUCAAGUAAAUUUUUCAUUACUAAACUUUUGCUCUGCGUCUUGAAAGAUCAUUGUCAUGUUGUAACUCAUGUACUGAUUAAAGGCCGUUCGAAUGCUAAGAAAUGUUCAGCUGCUGGUGCACUCAUGCAAUUAGGUUAA